Molecule: messenger RNA, 3545 nt
Organism: Telopea speciosissima
Lineage: Eukaryota; Viridiplantae; Streptophyta; Magnoliopsida; Proteales; Proteaceae
Product: G patch domain-containing protein TGH
Exons: 16
Coding region: 131-3322 (1063 amino acids)
Biological process (GO): mRNA processing
Cellular component (GO): nucleus
Molecular function (GO): RNA binding
Source: RefSeq, a predicted model, not a curated record
UCCAUGCUUUAAUCCUUUGUCUCUCGAUACACUAGGGUUUUAAAAAUUCUGUGCUAACAUUUUGAACACAAAUGCAUGAUAAUUUUGUUUCUCUUAGCUUGAUUGCGAGGAUUAGUUUCACCUUACGACUAUGGAUUCGGACGAAGAAGAUUUUGUUUUCAUCGGAACGCCGAUCGAGCGUGAAGAAGAGCUUACAAGCCGUAAGAAGAAAGCGGUCGCUGAGGCAGCAGGCCAGUUGCGAAGUCUCCCGCCAUGGAAGCAAGAGGUGACGGAUGAGGAAGGGCGAAGAAGAUUUCAUGGAGCCUUUACAGGAGGCUUUUCUGCUGGUUACUUCAAUACAGUGGGCACGAAAGAGGGAUGGACUCCACAGACAUUUACAUCAUCACGGAAAAACAGAGCUGAAGUGAAGCAGCAGACCAUAUUUAAUUUCCUAGAUGAGGAUGAGAAAGAAGAAAUGCAAGGCCAUUCCUUGGGAGCGUCUUUGCAGUUUGAUACGUUUGGAUUUACAGCUGCAGAACAUGCUCGUAAACAAGCUGAGAAGGAACAACAGAGGAGGCCAUCAGCUAUUCCUGGACCUGUUCCAGAUGAAAUGGUUCUGCCUGCUACAGAUUCUGUUGGUGUAAAGCUGCUGCUGAAGAUGGGAUGGCGGCAUGGUCAUUCAAUUAGGGAUUCACGUAGAAGCUCUCUGUAUGAUGCUCGUAGAGAAGGCAGAAAAGCAUUGCUGGCACUUUCUGCUGAUGAUACAAAACCCUCAGGUGUCGAGUCUGUGAGUGAUCAUGAAAGUGUCGCUGAGCAGCUUGAUGAUGAUUUACGUGCUUCCGGAAAUACAUCUGUUUUUGUACUUGACCCAAAGCAGGACAUGCAUGGUUUGGGUUAUGAUCCUUUCAAGCAUGCUCCUGAAUUCAGAGAGAGGAAAAGAUUGCGUGUUACUGGAAAUAAAGAAUCUUUAAAUAGGAGGUAUACUUCAAUGAAAGAUAAUCUUUCUGCUUCCAAGUCAGGAAAAAUGGCUCCUGGUUUUGGCAUUGGAGCACUUGAAGAACCUGAUGUAGAAGAUGAAGAUAUCUAUGCUUCUGGUUCAGGUUUUGAUUUUGAAGAGACUUAUGUUCAAGAAGUUGAAGAGCCUGCACUAAUGAUACCUGACAAUAAGAAAAUGCUGGGGAAAAAUGAACAGGGUGUUCUCCCUGGUUUUAAAGUUGCAUCUAAUUCCGACUACAAGACGGAAAGAUUUGAUCCUCCAUCUAUCCCAAAAGACUUUGAACCCCAUCACAAAUUUCCUGCUGCUCUUGAGACCGGAUAUAACCUUGCUGACUUUCCUCCUCCAGAGGUUCCUCCGCCAGAGGAUAAUAACAUGAGGAUACUUAUUGAAGGAUUUGCAACUUUGGUUGCUCGCUGUGGUAAAUUAUUUGAAGAUCUCUCCAAAGAGAAGAAUAAAACAAAUCCAUUAUUUUGCUUCCUUACUGGAGGAAAUGGGCAUGAUUACUAUGCAAGAAAGCUGUGGGAGGAACAGCAGAAGCGUAAAGAUGAGAGAAAGCAACAACUGAUUUUGAAAUCGAUGCCAAAUGUGCAAAAGAUGUCGGCAGAGGUCCGUGGUAAAAUUCUUGGGGAAAAGCCCCUAGAAAGGAGCUCUAGGGAUUCCAGCUCCUCCGUUGUUUCUACGGAUGUUCAGCUCCAGUUCAAUCUUUCUGAUACGUUUAUGAAACCUGCAUCACUUAAUGACAUUCCGGAAUCUGCAAAACCUUUCAGAGAUGAUCCUGCAAAGCAAGAAAGAUUUGAACGGUUUCUUAAGGAAAAGUAUCAAGGUGGCCUUCGUACUAUUGAUUCUGGAGGAUCUAGUAGUAUGUCAGAAUCUGAUCGUGCUCGUGAGAGAUUGGACUUUGAGGCUGCAACUGAGACAAUGGAGAAGGCAGGAUGGAAUAAAGAAACAAAUCUUUCUUCUAGGCAGCAGGUUUUUGACCUCUCAGCAACUACUGGGCUGCAGUUUACAUCUAGGGGAAUGGAGCAAGCCAAGAUUUCUCUGGUUGAAGAGCUGAUGGCAAAGAAAAUGUACCCCAAGCGGGAAGAAUUUCAGUGGCGUCCUUCACCUAUUCUAUGCAAGCGCUUUGAUAUGAUUGAUCCAUUCAUGGGGAAGCCCCCACCAGCUCCAAGGGCCAAGAGCAGGAUGGAAACCCUAAUCUUUACAUCUGAUUCUGUCAAAACCACAACAGCUGAACAGUCUGCUACUGCAAAUAAAGAUACAUUGCCUGUAUCUCAAUCAAAACUUCCAGAGAAAAAUGAAGAAACAAAUAUCGAAGAAGCUGAUGUUGAAAUACACAAUGCAAAUGUUGAGAGGCCUGUUGACUUGUACAAGGCAAUAUUCUCUGAUGAUUCAGAUGAUGAAGGAGAGACUUCUAGUCUGAACCAGGUGGAGAAUUCAGGUGGGAAGAAUGAAGUAGUGGCUAAUACUACUCUAAACCGUUUGAUAGCAGGGGAUUUUCUGGAGUCCUUGGGUAAGGAGCUAGGCUUAGAGGUUCCUCCUGAUCCAAGUUACUCAACAAACAGGGCCAGCACCUCAGCUUCUCUUAAAGAAUCCUCGAGUAAAAGUGCAGGGGAUUUUAAAAUCCGGCCAGUUGGUGAUACACCUUCAGUCCCUAUAUCUCAAAAUGGUUCUUUAUUCGUUCAGGAGGUUGCACAUGGUAAGUCAAGCCAUCUGGAUACUACCAAAGACGGCAGGUCUGAUGGAAAUGAACUUGUCCAUGGUAAUCGACAAAGUGGUGACAGCAAAGUAACUGGUGCUGACCAUCCUGAAAACAGCAGUGACAAACUUAAAAUGGAAAAGAUGGUAGCAGAUAAUGACAGGACUAGAACAGGCUCCAUACAGCACAAGCGCCGGAGCAGCAGUGCAUCAUCGGAUGAUGAAAAGCAUAGAAGACACUCAAGACGGCACCAGAAUCGGAGCAGCAAUGCAUCUUCAGAAGAUGAAAAGAAUAGAAGGCACUUCAAACGGCGCCAGGGUGAUACAUCGUCAGAAGAUGAGAGAUUUAUAACACAAUCUAAACGAAAGCAUAGUAGGAACAGUGCUUCAGAUAGUGACUCUUAUGAAGAUCUUAGAAAUCAUGACCGUUCAAGAUCAAAAGAGAAAAGAGGUUCUUCUGGGGCAAAGAGUAGUAGUGGUAGAAUUAGAAAACGCUCAAAGCACCGAACUGACAGAACCGACUCUCCUAGUAGGUCUCAUCAUGGCACCAAGAAGGAUCGCGCAGAGUCCAAGAGAGAUAGGAAGAAAUCAAGGGACCAAGGGAGACAUUCAGGUUCUUCAAAAUCUGAUUCCCACAGGAAAUAUCAUUGAGGAAGAAGAAACAUAUAAUUUUCAAUUCUGUUUUUGAAGUUAUGAAAUUUUCUCGACUGGAGAUUGGUUCUCAAGUUAAUUACCUCUUCGGAAUUGGGUUUAAUGGUUUGAAGUGCUACUCUCGGUUGAUGAGAAUUAUUAUUUCCAGCAUCUUCUGGUAAGGCCCCUUCUUGAAAUCGAACUGCCACAUGAAUAUGUGAGAUUCAUCUGGUUUCAGCUUUCA